Messenger RNA from Colletotrichum aenigma, 1605 nucleotides. RefSeq names its product Caffeine resistance protein 5 (gene caf5-1). The coding region runs from base 1 to 1605 and encodes 534 amino acids. NCBI's taxonomy places the organism in Eukaryota, Fungi, Ascomycota, Sordariomycetes, Glomerellales, Glomerellaceae. Gene Ontology annotation, biological process: xenobiotic detoxification by transmembrane export across the plasma membrane. The transcript is spliced from 5 exons. Gene Ontology annotation, molecular function: fluconazole transmembrane transporter activity. The record is from RefSeq and is a predicted model, not a curated record.
AUGGACCUGCUUCACGACACACCGUUGGGUAUCCUGCUGAAUUUCCUGGCCCGCGGGAAGAUCAAGCAGCUCCAGUAUUAUGAAGAAAAGAACCCAGAGAUAUGGAGGAGGUACAUCGAGCCCGACGCAAGCGACAGGAGUAUAGCGAACUCGUCGCAAGAAGGAGUACCCGAGCAAGCAGAAGGAGCUAGUCAGGUCCAGAGCGAGGUGACAGAUGUGAGGGUAGACUCCGAGAAGGGGGAGGAUAUGCGCCUUGUCGAGUUCCUCCCUGGAGAUCCAGAGAAUCCACUAAACUGGUCGCUCACAAAAAAGACCUUCGCAACAUUUCAGAUAUGUCUCCUAACCAUCGCCAUUUACAUCGGCUCCGCCAUUUACGCAGCUGGUGUGAGGGACGUCUCACGGGUAUUUGGGGUCAGUCCAGUUGCUGGAAUCUUGGGCCUCACGCUCUUUGUCGCCGGAUACGGGCUUGGACCGAUGGUUUGGAGUCCCAUCUCGGAAGCUCCCCAGAUUGGCCGCAAUCCCGUCUAUAUCGGUAGUAUCGCCCUCUUCGUACUUUUGCAGAUUCCGACGGUUCUGUCAGUGAACUUCGGAAUGCUACUAGCGUUCCGCUUUAUCACUGGUUUCGUCGGAUCGCCUGUCCUUGCUGUUGGAGGCGCUUCACUAGCCGAGAUUUGGAGGCCGCAGAAACGCGCUUACGCGAUUUGCAUUUGGGGCAUCGCUGCUGUCUGCGGUCCUACCAUGGGACCUGUGAUUAGCGGCUUCGCAGUCGACGCCAACGGCUGGACCUGGACCAUCUUGGAGCUCAUCUGGAUCGGAGGGUUCACCUUCAUUCUGCUCUUCGUCUUUCUCCCAGAGACGAGCUCCAGCAAUAUUCUCUUCCGCCGUACACGACGUAUCAGAAAGCUGACUGGCAAUGAUAAGCUCAUCAGCAGGGGAGAGCUAAUGGCAGAAACUAUGACGAGGCGGGACGUCGUCCAGAUGCUGCUUGUCCGCCCAUUCACUCUCAACUUCACAGAGCCCAUGGUUUUCCUCCUGAAUCUCUAUACGGCUCUCAUCUAUGGACUGCUUUACAUCUGGUUUGAGUCAUUUGCCGUUGUCUUUCGAGGCAUCUACGGGUUCAAUACCGGGUUGAUUGGGCUCUCAUUCCUUGGAAUUUUUGUCGGUGCCGUGAUUAUCGUACCGCCUUUUUUCUGGUACCUGCACAAGUACCUCGAACCAGAGUUCGACGAAAAUGGAUUUAUCCAACCGGAGAAACGGCUCCCCCCAGCGUUCUUAGGUGGCGUCGCAAUUCCAAUCUGUUUGUUUUGGUUCGGCUGGUCUUCAAGACAGAGCAUCAACUGGAUCAUGCCUAUCAUCGGUUCUGCCUGGUUCAGUAUCGGAUCCUUCUUAUUAUUCAACCCGGUGUUGAACUACCUCACAGACGCGUACCCCGAGUACGCUGCAUCGGUGCUUGCUGGAAACGACCUGUUUCGGAGUGCGUUUGGUGCAGGUUUCCCCAUGUUUGCGACGGCCAUGUACACCAGGCUGGGUGUUGGUUGGGCAAGUUCUUUGCUCGCAUUUCUUGCCAUCGUUUUCAUUCCCAUUCCAAUUGUUCUCUGGAAGUAA